UGGAAACCAGUUCCUACUGUUAUAUGCCGCCAUAUUGUUUGCGACGGUCGUGCAUGUAAUUGGUCUGCCUUGCGUGGUCUCGAGUUUUCCUCUUGUUCGGUGAAUCCCUCGGGAAAAGAUCGCAAACAUUUCACGAAAAAGCAACAUGAAAAAAACAAAGGACGUAUCAGACGAGGAUGAAUAUUCUGCAGAUGAUCCAGAAGAAGUGGAAGGAGCCUCUGAAGAAGAGUGGACUCCUGAAGCCGGAGCUGAAAGCGGUGCUAAAAAGAGGCCACAAAGGGAAGUUGCUAAAAAACGACAACAUUCAGAAGAAGAUGAUGAAGAAGAAGAAGAGGAUGAAGAUGACGAUGAUGAAGAAGACGAUGAAUCUGAUUCAGAUACAGGAAAGAAACCUAAAAGAAAAAGGCGGUCUAAGAAAGAAGACUAUGAAAAGGAAGAUGAGGACGAAGAAGAUUCUGAUGAUAACAGCUUCAAUGAAUCAUCAGGAGAAACACCAAAAGAUUUUACUUCUGGUGCAUUCGUUGUUGCAAAAGCUGACAUUGCUGGAAACACAGAUCCAACAUUGUGGAGGAUAGAUGGGAAAGCAUUACUUCAAAAGUUUUUACCCUUUAAAGAAGAUGGAAAAACAUUAUAUAAAAGCACAUCGACAUAUUCUGGAUGGUCAGUAAAUAACAAAGAUAAGUACUUAGCAGCACAAGUUACCUUCAAAGUGCAAAGUAGAACAGAAACCAUUGUUGAACUUCAUCUCGAUCAGCAUCAACAAGAAGUUGUAAAGUAUGCUUUUUCCUUCUGCUCCUUUUUGUAUUACCAUAUAAUAGUUUCAUUAUAAUCAUAGAAUGAUACAGAGAAAUAAUUGGUCUUCUAUUUCUUAUUUUUUCAGAGAAGAAAAAGAAGAUUAAAUAUAGAUCAUGUUUGAUCAUAUUUGUUUAUAUACAUUUUAAGAUAUGCUAAGGAAGAAUACAUCUACAAUCACAGGUACACAUCAACAUUACACAGACAUAUUUACGUAAAUACAUGGAUGCAGUUUACAAAAUAAUAUUCUAGCAGAUUCAUGUUUAAAAAUAAGAUUGAGUGGACCAUGGACCUCAGUUCUUUACUAAGAGUAGUUUUAUGUAUAAUUAACAAUUCUACAUAUUUGUGUAUAUUUCAAUUAACAAUUAAGCCAAAAGUUUGUGACAUUAAAAAUUUAUUUCCGUUAAAUGUACUUUAUCCACUCAUGUUUUGUGUUUUGUAAAUUUAAUAUAAGUCUAAAAUUAAUUAUUUAGACUAUAUGUUAGUUUCAAAAUACUACUGUAUCGGUAAUAAUCUUGAUAUGCAAAUUUUCGUGUAAUUUUAAUCACAAAAUUCAUACAAUCCUCUGUUACUUUAAACAAUUUGAUGUCCAGUUGUAAGAACACUUUCAAUAACCAGAUUCCGUGUUAUGUUUAGUCAUUGAAAUAUUAACCUUAGAUAUAGAAAAUAAAUCACAGUGUCAGUUACCGUUGUGGUCUUGUGUUCCUAUUGUAUAAAUUCAUGGAAAAUUAUAUUAAAAACAUUGUUUUUAAUUACUUUGAAUUUUGUAUUUAGAUUUCAAAAAUUUCAUGGCUAUAA
This is a messenger RNA of Heterotrigona itama, 1590 nucleotides long. The record is from the annotation of a GenBank genome assembly. NCBI's taxonomy places the organism in Eukaryota, Metazoa, Arthropoda, Insecta, Hymenoptera, Apidae.